AUGGUCAUUACUGUAACUACAUUAUGCACCAUUAUCGAGGUGUUGUGGGCUCGUAAACUGAUUGGAGAAAAUGAUUUGCAAACGCAAAUAUUUCACUUUGACAUCAUUAAAGAUCGGGUGUAUAUAUCAUCAGUGAACCAUUUGUCGAUCCUGGAUUUGAAUGAUCUCAAAGUGUUGAAAGACAAAAGAGUAGGCCCUCAAUCUGAUAGCCCAUUGUGUAAUUACGAUACCAGCUCAUGUCUCCCUGGUGCAAUUCCAUCUCUUACCGAUUAUGUUACUAAGAUCAUGCAUAUUUUACCCAAUGGAGGCUUGAUUGUUUGUGCUGCUAUGAAACAAGGCAUAUGUCAAAUCAGGUCAACAGAUGAUUUAAGCGUACUCAGCAAUUCUUCCAUAACAGUUGCGCCUAAUGAUAUCAGUGCCAGCUGUGUAUCAUUGGUGGACAACAGUGAUAAUUUAUAUGUCGCUGCUACUGUCCUCAAUGAUUCACCGUAUGGAGAAUCACUUCCAUUAGUGUCAACCCGUGAGCCACCUAAUUACGAUGUUGUUGGGGCCGGGUCAUUGGAGGGUGAAGCAGCAGUUCACAUCCGAGCUGAGUACCACUCUCGUUUUCGUGUUCACUUCGUUGCAGCGUUUUUCCACGAGCACUAUGUUUACUAUCUAAGUGUGCAAAAUAAAUACUUGUCAAAUGGAAGUCCACCAUUUACUGUUUCCAAAUUAAUAAGAAUUUGUCGCGAAGAACACAGGUACAUAUCGUACGGCGAAAUUGAAAUUCAAUGUCGUGGAAUUGACAACAGCAACUACAAUCGUGCAACUGCUGCUUCACUUAUUAAUAAUACACUGAUCGUUGCAUUCACUGAUGAAAAUAUCAAGCACUCAGCGAUUUGCAUCUACAAAAUGCAAAAAAUCAAAUUAACAUUUUGGUACAACAUAGAUAGAUGUCGUAUAGGCACAGAUACCGUUGGAUUACCUCACAUUGGGCGCGACAAUAGGUGUAUUAAUAAAUCACAUCUGCCAUUGUCAGAGAAUACAUGUGCUAUGGGUGUUGGCGGAAACAUUGAAUGUGGACAAAUCGCCAUCUAUGAAGUAGAUAUGUUUAUUAAAUCCAUGGAUGUUCUUCCCUUCUUUGAUAACUUAAUUAUUAUUAUUGGAACAGGAAAUGCUUUCAUUAUACAGCUAAGGGGAAAACGAUUAUUAUUUGCAAAAUACGAACAAUUCAAAAUAGAUGCAUCGAUAACCGCAGUAACAUUUGUCGAUGAUCGCUAUUAUUUGGUUAUCGCAGGAUCAAAAAUCCUGAAAUAUUUAAUAAGUGAUUGUGAGACGUUUAAAACAUGUUCUGAAUGCAUCACUGAACAUUAUCUCUGUGGUUGGUGCUUCCUUCGAGGUGUCUGUACUGAGCGGGUCAGUUGCACGUCGACAAUAAUCACAGAUAUUUGUCCAAUAUUUGACACCCCAGUUCCAUACACUUUAUCCAGCUCACUAAAGAAUGUUUCUGUGCUGUUUCCAAUGCGUGGCAUCCAACUGAACACACAAAAUAGGUACACUUGCACAUUUGAAAAUGUAAUAGCAAAGGGACAAUGGACAGGUACAGGUGUAAUGUGCCAUGUACCAUCUUUUCGUACUACGGUACCAAUAGAAGAAUUUCGAAAAAUGAAUAUUUCCAUUUACUAUAAUGGAUUCAAAAACCCAAUUGUCACUCAAGAACUUCAAAUGUUCAAUUGCGCCUAUCAUAAUUUUUGCAUGUCGUGCAUGUCAUCAUCGUGGAAUUGUCAGUGGUGUGACAUGGAAAAUAUGUGCCUCGCAUUUCAUGAGAAAUGCCGAGGUGGUACAAAAUCCUGUCCACAGAUAGAUCCUAUAGUGCGAAAUAAAAUGACCGUAGCAGUGGACAGUGACCAGAUGAUUACAAUGCAAAUGUUACACAUUAAUGAUGAAGAGGAACCGCAUUUAACCUGUUGUUUCCGCUACGAAAGUAACACAGUUAUGCGGAAUGCUUCACUUAAAAAAUCCAAAUUCUCCUGUGGUCCAUGGAAUUAUACGAAAAUAUUGAACGGAAAUACUUCGCAAAUGAGUUUACAGCUCGAAGUGCUUAAAAAUGGAACCGUCGUUGACAAGUCAUCGGUGAUCAUAUAUGACUGUAGCCGUAUGGCUGCAGACUGUUCAACAUGUCUUUCAUUGGACCCAAGCUGGAAAUGUGCAUGGUGCGAUAGUGCCUGCAAAUUUAACAUCCACUGUCAACAAUCGGCCAUUAUGCAAUCGCCAGAUCUGAUUUGUGGACAACCAGUUAUCGACACUUUUGAGCCACAAUCGGGGCCAGUUGAAGGUGGUACCAGGAUCGAGAUUCGUGGUCGAGAUUUAGGAUCAUCAUUGAGCGAAAUUAAGGGUCGCAUUUUUGUCGGAAGUUCCAGAUGUGAAGUUAUCGAAUUUAAAAUAGCUUCCAGGAUUUUAUGUGAAGUGAGUGCUGGAAUUGGUUCCGGUCCGGUUCAUUUACGUCUUGGACAAACCGGUCGACGCUUUGCUGAUUCUACCAUGGUCUAUCAAUUCGUUGAUCCACAACCACUCUCACUCUAUCCUUCAUUUGGACCUUUGUCAGGUGGCACCAAAUUGACCAUCUACGGCAGCAACUUGGACACCGGAAGCAAUACUUCAAUUCGCAUAGGAAUUUAUCCUUGCGAAGUGUUGCAAAAAAGUUUAUUACCUUCGUCAAUAACAUGCUUAACAAGUCAAAGUGAUAAAGCAGGCGUUUUUCGAACAAUCUGGAUUACUAUUGAUCGAAGUACCAAAAUUCUCCAUGGAAUAUUUGAAUAUCGGAAUGAUCCAAUCAUCAAAAGAAUCCAUCCCGAAGAAACAUUCCAAAGUGGUGGUAGAGUGAUUGAAGUUUUGGGAGAAAAUUUGAAUUCGGUAUUGAAUGCCAAAAUGUUUAUUAAAAGCACGAAUUUGGAAGAAAAAGCGAUAUCAGAGUUCAGUGAUUGCCAUGUGCAUAAUUCAACAUUAAUGAGAUGUAUUAGUCCACGGGUAUUCUUACCAACUAACACAUCCCCUUCAAUGUUAAUACGUUGGCCAGUAGCAUUUGCAAUGGAUGGUGUACAAUCUGUUCGAGAUUUUGGUGGACGAAUGCAAUUAUUUGUUGUAUCCGACCCGCAAUUUCUUCUAUUCAAAAAUGUUCGCAUUCACAGGCCUGAACAAUUAUUACUGUUGGAAGGAAAUCAAUUAUCUCUUGCAGCUACCGCUGAAGAAUAUCAGAUUUUCAUCGGUACAUCACGGUGUAUAGUUGUGUUACUCGAAGCAGAACAAUUAUUCUGCCGAGCUCCACAAAUUCAACCCGAAGCAACGGAUGAGAAAGGAAAUGUCGUCGAUGAAGGUCAUCCAUUAGUUGUUGUUAUUUUGGGUACCAUCCGAUAUGAACUUGGUUUUGUGGAAUAUGAGGUUUCAUUUCGAGUUUCAAUGAUACGUUUAAUUGCAUUGUUGUUUACAACUGCUUGUUUGUUUGUUAUCGGUUUGUUAUUCUAUGUUCUGUACAGAAGUAAAAAUCAACGGAAACGAGAAUACAAAAGAAUACAAAUGAAAAUGGAGGAACUUGAAUAUAGUGUACGUAAUGAAUGCAAACAGGCUUUUGCGGAGCUGCAAACCGGUGUGGCUGAUUUAAAAAUGACUACCGACAAUCAUCCUAUUCCAUUUCACAAUAAAACUGAAUUCUAUAUCCGAAUUCUGUUCAGAAAUUCAACUUUAUAUAGUGGAUCAAUUAUCUCAAAUAGUACACUUAUUUCCAGUUCUCUGAACUUUGACGGUGCAUUGGCCAAAUUGUCUAACUUCAAAUAUCUUCUCAAAAGUACCCAAUUCCUGUUGAAACUUGUUGAAAUGGUUGACAGUGAUACAUGCUAUACGUUAGAGAACAAAUGUGCUUUGUCAUCGCUUAUCGUUGGCUCAUUACUUGAUGACAUGCGCUAUUGUACUGAAGUUGUUUUCGCUAUAUUGAAUCAUCAUAUUUUGUUAUCUCUUAAAAAAUGCGAACCUCAUAUUAUAUUUCGUCAAAGUGGUUCUCUAGCAGAGCAAAUUUUUACCGUUUGGUUUAGUCUAUGUUUUUUGGAAUAUUUAAAAGAUGGUCCAGGCCAAUCCAUGUAUUUGUUGUAUAAAGCAUUAAAAUGUCAAAUUGAACGCGGUCCAGUCGAUGCUAUAACCGGUGAUGCACGAUAUUCAUUGAAUGAAUCAAAACUUCUUAGAAGACCACUUGAUGUUACAAGCAUGCAAUUACUCGUGAUCCCUUUUGAUAGUUUUAAGCAAUCGCCGAUUAUUUUUCGGGCAUUAAGUUGUGAUACGAUUACUCAAGUUAAAAAAAAACUAUUGGAUACUAUUUACUCCAAUGAACCAUUUUCCACUCGACUAAGCGUGGAUCAAUUUCAUUUAGAAUGGAUAUGUUCCGAGCAUUGCGCAAUCAUUCUAGCAGAUGAUGAUGGAUUAGAAGAAGGUGAAAUAAAAAAACUGAAAUGCUUGGAUGAUUACAAUAUAAAAGAAAAUGCGUUACUCGCCAUGAAGCCAAUUAGCACAAGCUCACAUCAAAAAUACUUCGAUAAAGUAUCCAAUUCGAAGAGCAAUACGCAUCCAAUUCAAUAUUAUCAUCUGGAACAACCUCUCUCAAUAGAAAAUUGCGUUGGAAAGGAUGAUGAUUCGGCAAGCACAUCUAUACCGGAAAUAUUCCUCACACGAUUACUCACAAGUAAAGGAAUGGUGCAAAAAUUUAUGGAUGAUUUCCUGGAAUCCGUAUUAUAUGCGAAGGAUUUUGAGUACCCACAACUUCUAUUAUUCGUGUUCCACACUUUCGAUGAAAUUGCUACCAGGAAUAAUUUUAUGGAUGAAAUGGCAGUUCGAUCCUGGAAAGUAAAUCUUUGGAUCUUGCGGUUUUGGGUAAACAUUCUAUCAAAUAUUAAUUACGUAUUAGAUGUUGAACGGAUACCAGCAGUGGAUAGCUCACUAGCGGUUAUUGCUCAAACAUUGGUCGAUGCUUUCAGCAAUGCUAACUAUAAAUUUGGAAAGGAAAGUCCAUCAUCAAAACUUCUAUUCGCAAAAGACAUCAAAAAGUAUCGCAUAAAAGUAGCAGAUUUUUUCCGAAAUGUUGCCGUUUCUCCCCGAUUGUCCACUGAAGAUUUUCAUCGUUACAUCGUUCCUUCAAUAGAAAAUCUUUGCGAUGGGAGGAUACAUCGUUCAUUGCAAAAUCAUUUAUAUGAAUGGGUCAGAAGUAAUGGUAUUUGUUUGCUGAAACAACUUUCUACUGAUCAGAGCGCUGAAACACGCGGAAUAAUUGAAUGCUUGAAAUAUUUACUUUCUUAUAAUGAGACUGAUGUGAACCAUAUUUAUGCUGCUGUACAGUUUGAAUAA
Cercopithifilaria johnstoni is the source of this 5367-nucleotide messenger RNA. The record is from the annotation of a GenBank genome assembly. Lineage: Eukaryota; Metazoa; Nematoda; Chromadorea; Rhabditida; Onchocercidae.